This is a messenger RNA of Hipposideros armiger (great roundleaf bat), 2540 nucleotides long. RefSeq names its product SH3 domain binding protein 5 (gene SH3BP5). The record is from RefSeq and is a predicted model, not a curated record. Lineage: Eukaryota; Metazoa; Chordata; Mammalia; Chiroptera; Hipposideridae. The coding region runs from base 161 to 1285 and encodes 374 amino acids. Gene Ontology annotation, biological process: intracellular signal transduction. Gene Ontology annotation, cellular component: cytoplasm. The transcript has 7 exons. Gene Ontology annotation, molecular function: protein kinase inhibitor activity.
CGGCGGGAGGGGUCCACAUCGGCGAGCGGCUCCCCGGUGGCGGCUGCGGCUCCCAGACCGUGCCGAGCUGUGACCAGACGGCUCCGGCCGAGCCUGCGGCGGCCGCCAGCCCCGCACACGCUCCGGAGCCCGCUGCGCUGUUCGCGUUCCGCCGGCCGGUAUGGACGCGGCGCUGAAGCGGAGCCGCUCGGAGGAGCCGGUUGAGCUCCUGCAGUCGGCCCGGGACUUGGAGGAAGAGGAGGAAGAGGGGAUGGAGCAGGAGCUGGAGGAGGAAGAAGAGGUGGAUCCCCGGAUUCAGGGAGAACUGGAGAAGUUAAAUCAAUCCACGGAUGACAUCAACAGACGGGAGACUGAACUUGAGGAUGCUCGUCAGAAGUUCCGCUCUGUUCUGGUUGAGGCAACGGUGAAACUGGAUGAACUGGUGAAGAAAAUUGGCAAAGCCGUGGAAGACUCGAAGCCCUACUGGGAGGCACGGAGGGUGGCGAGGCAGGCUCAGUUGGAAGCUCAGAAAGCCACUCAGGAUUUCCAGAGGGCCACAGAGGUGCUCCGUGCCGCUAAGGAAACCAUUUCCCUGGCUGAGCAGCGGCUGCUGGAGGAUGACAAGCGGCAAUUCGACUCGGCUUGGCAGGAGAUGCUGAAUCACGCCACCCAGAGGGUCAUGGAGGCGGAGCAAACCAAGACAAGGAGCGAGCUGGUGCACAAAGAGACGGCAGCCAGGUACAAUGCGGCCAUGGGCCGCAUGCGGCAGCUGGAGAAGAAACUCAAGAGAGCCAUCAACAAGUCCAAACUGGUGUUCUCUCUCAUCCUAGUGGCUUCUGAGGCCUUUGAAGAUGACAACUGCAGCAACUUUGUGUCUGAAGAUGACUCGGAAACCCAGUCUGUGUCCAGCUUUAGUUCAGGACCGAUGAGCCCAUCGGACACAGCCGACCAAUUCGCUGCAGCUGUGAGGCCCGGCAGCCUGGAUCUGCCCAGCCCCGUGUCCCUGUCCGAGUUUGGGAUGAUGUUCCCGGUAUUAGGCCCUCGCAGCGAAUGCAGUGGGGCCUCUUCCCCUGAGUGUGAGGUGGAACGAGGAGACAGAGCAGAAGGGGCAGAGAAUAAAACAAGUGACAAAGCCAACAACAGUCGGGGUCUUAGCAGCAGCAGCAGCGGUGAUGGCGGCAAGAGCCAAGGCAGCACGCCCCCUGAGGGCAAGGCGUUGGUGAACAGGAUGAAGCAGCUGUCCCUCCAGUGCUCAAAGGGGAGAGAGGGGAUUGUCGCCGACAUAAAAAUGGUGCAGAUCGGCUGAUCCACCCAAAGUCCUGGCCCACGUGCAUACCGAUAUUUAUACACAGAACUGUGGAGAACAUUGUGCCAAUAAUCAGUUAAUAGAUGCCAAAUCGUACGCGUUUAAACUGCACUAAGGAAGUUUCAGUGACCUUGAGGGCUGAGGAUUUUACUUCUGGGUAAGAGCUCUUGAGAUGGUUUGUUUUUCAGAGCAGAGUUGUUGCAGGUGGACUGUGACCAGGUUCACAGCCUCUGUGGAACAUUACCUGUAACAGUGUUAUGGAAGCAAUAACUAGUUCCUACGCAAGAACCCGAGCCGGGAAAGGGGCUGGGAAGCUAGGCCCAGCUGGGCCCAACAGCGUGCUCCCUUCCCUUCUCUCACCCUCCAUUUCUUUGGGAAAAUGGAGAUGUUCUCUCCUCUAUAUCCUAGGGAAUCUAAAUGAAAACAAACAAGAAUACAAGACAAAACUCAAAUAUUCAGAACACACCGUUUGACCCAGUGAAGGCUGGAAAAAAAAAAUUCAAAAUCUUAAUUCAUUUUUAUCAUCUCUGGUGUUCAGAAGGGGCUUUUAAAGAAUGUGUGUAUGUUGGGACACUCAUUAAAACCAGUUUCUAUAAAGGUUACUAUAAACUGCACUUUUUGGGGUGGGACGGGUAAAUGCCAGUGUGGGGGUAGGGGUGGGGGGAAGAGGGUAGCAAGGACAUAUCAUAGAAGGGGAAUUGUGGCUGUGGGAGGGAAGGUUCUAGAGCAUAAACCUUAUCCUACAAGCCGAGGGGACUUAUCCUAAGAGAAGUGCAUGUGAAGAAUGGUUGCCAUUGUUACUCUAAAUUGACAAGGUGUUAAUUUUUCUGUAGGUUGUAACUUUAAAAAUAAAACAUUAUUUAAGGGUUAUGCUGCACUAGUAUUUCUUAGAGGAAAUUGUUUCUUAAGGCUAGAAAAGGGAGUAGGCAUGUGUUGGCAAAGGCUGUUAAAUAGACACAAUGGAGUCUGUUAUGCUAAUAGUAGUAAGUGUUAACACUGCUUUUCUGUAAUGUUUUCAUGGUUACACGUAUUUAAGAGCACUGUAUUUUAUUUAAGAAAAGUUGGCAUUUCUAAAAGGAAAAAAGCAACCCCAUUUCAAGUUAAUUCUGUCACGACUUGCAUAUUUUACACAUUUGUAAAUCUCUUCAUACUGUAGUGUUUUCUCCUUUUUUAAUGACUGAUACAGUAUCCUAAUUACAAGGUUAUUUUGUACUUGUCUUAAUACCUUGAGUGUAAUAAAAAUGGCUUAAGAAAA